AUGUGCCAGGGAUGUUUGUGUAAACAAGAUCCAGCGUGUUCACUCCUCACUCCACUGUGUGUAUGUGUGUGUGUCGGUUUGUGUGUGUGUGUGUGUGUGUGUGCGUGCACAGGAUUGUGUGUGUGUGUGUGUGUGCGUGCACAGGAUUGUGUGUGUGAGAGUGUGUGUAUUCAACUAUUUCUCUCCUUUUGGAAGAAUGGUGUGCUGAAGGGUGUGUACCCUGCAAGCCCCGCCUCCUGGCUCUUUGUUGCCGUGGUGAUCCUGGCUACCCUGUAUGGCAAUUUUGACCCCUCCAUGGGCCUCAUCUCUAAGAUCCAGGAUCACCUGCCGCUCAGUGUGUCUCUGAGCUCUCAGGAACAGACCAUGUUGUCUGGGUUGGUCUUCAGCACUCUGUUGUGGUUUUCACUCGUCCUCAUGCUGCGUUUCUGUCUGAAGCUCCUCCUGACCUAUCACCGCUGGAUGUUCGAGCAGCAUGGCCGCAUCUCCACCACCACCAAGCUCUGGGUGACUCUGGUGAAGCUGCUCUCCAAUAGGAAGCCGUUGCUGUACAGUUAUCAGAGUUCAUUGCCGCACCUUCCUGUUCCUCCCAUCAGAGACACUCUGCAGAGAUAUCUGGAGUCUGUGCUUCCUCUGCUGAACUCUGCUGAAUUUGAUCACAUGACCCAGCUGGCUGCUGAUUUUGAGCAAAAUUUGGGAAAGUGUCUUCAGACGUACCUGAGACUCAAAGCUCUGUGGGCCACCAAUUACGUACGUCUGCUUCCUCUCUUCAUCCUCUCUUCAUCCUCUCUUCAUCCUCUCUUCAUUCUCUCUUCUCCU
This is a messenger RNA of Hemibagrus wyckioides, 816 nucleotides long. Its product is annotated as carnitine O-palmitoyltransferase 1, liver isoform-like. NCBI's taxonomy places the organism in Eukaryota, Metazoa, Chordata, Actinopteri, Siluriformes, Bagridae. The record is from RefSeq and is a predicted model, not a curated record. Gene Ontology annotation, molecular function: carnitine O-palmitoyltransferase activity. The annotation marks the transcript as partial. Gene Ontology annotation, cellular component: mitochondrion. The transcript has 5 exons. Gene Ontology annotation, biological process: carnitine metabolic process; fatty acid metabolic process.